AUGGCAAAUACUGUGCUAGACCUCCUCAGAUGGCUGGACGCGCGUUUACGAUCGUCUGCCACUAUGGUCGUUCGCCGCGUACCAGAAACGCAGGGCUUGAGGCAUUUUGAUCUCAUGGCAGAGACAGUGACUGCUGCGCACCCACAUGAAACGAGGGAUAAGUCGGCCGAUCUGCAGACUGAUCUAGUUAGCUUCACUUUGUCUGGUUCAUACGACCCAAACAUACCGAUACUAAUCGAUGCUGAAGACCACUGUCGAUUCGUUACUCACAACAAAGCAACCCGGCUAGUGGACUUGCUCGCUGCCGUUUUUGAACCAGGCUGUACAGUGUGUCUACAUCUUCCGAAUGACGUCCUCUACCCAGUGCUGGUGCUUGGCAUACUGGCUGCUCGAGCGCAAUGGACUGGUACAAACCCAGCCUACACUGCACCCGAGCUCGAGCACCACUUUCGGGUGUCCAAGACCAAGUAUGUGAUCACGAUUGCGGAAUGUCUGGAGACAGUACGCAUAGCUGUACGAGCUAGUGGGACUGAUGCUGAGGUCAUUUUCUUCACGGAUCUGCUAAGCGAUUGUUAUCAACACGACGAGAUCCGGGGGCACUCACCGAGAUGCUGUCACUCUCUAGGUGCAUCUCCGCGGGCGAUUAGGACACUUUGCGACAUCAUUGAACAGGUUCGAAAGAGUGGCCCUGCCAUCGACAGUUCCAAGCCAUUACCAGACGACAUUGCAGCACUCAUGCAGACUUCCGGAACCACUGGUCUUCCAAAGAUGGCCGCUCGUACCCACAGAUCUAUGGUACAUGAGCUUGCUGCUAUUGCGGAUGACGAUAGUCUCAAGAACUAUCAGGUCCGUCGACUCUUCUGCACCCCUAUCUUCCAUGCCUUCUCAGCGCCAGAAAUGAUCUUCAACGCGCUCCGGCUCGGUCGACCUAGUUACUUCAUGCGACGAUACGACGAGACAUUUGCACACAAAAUCUCGCUGUACCGCAUCACGGAGACCUUCGGCCCACCAGCGAUGCUCCUGAGGCUCAUCAAUAAAGUCAACGAUCAUCAUCUGCUGCAGUCUUUACGAUACGUUGCGUAUGGUGGGGCACCAUUAGGGCCCGAGCUGCGCAGGAAAUUUCUUGGUCUUUUCGAGAAUAAACCACGCUUGAUACCUGUCUAUGGCAUGACGGAAGGGGGCUGGUAUACGACUCUCAAGGAUCUAGAGAAUGACGAUACUGGGUCAGUCGGUAGAUCAAUCCCUGGCUACGACAUUCGCAUCGACGAGCGCGCUGGUGACAGCAUGAACGGAUGUAGGACUGGCGAGCUCCUCGUUCGAGGGCCACCCAUGAUGCAGUCAUAUUUAGGUAAUGAGAAGGCGACCACUGAUGCCUUCCAAGACGAGUGGUUCAAGACUGGCGACAUUGGAUAUUUUGAAGAUGGUAGAGUCUACCUCAUUGAUCGGAUUAAGGAGAUGAUCAAGGUCAAUAGCUGGCAGGUCUCGCCGACUGAAGUUCAAAAUGCACUGCUAGAAAGUGACGCAGUGGCAGAAGCCGCCGUCUUCGGCAUUGGAUAUGGUGUUGAGGAGCACCCGGUGGCGUGCGUCGUCCCGAGGGGAACUUCUUCUGCAGACGAGCUCAAAGCUCACCUGCGAACAAGGCUCACAGGCUAUAAGGUCAAUCAUACCGAGAUUCGAUUUGUGAAGGAUAUACCCAAGAACUCAGCAGGGAAGAUACAGAAGCAAAUUUUGAGAGAGCAGGUCUUGCGGGACAUAAAAUCGUGA
Molecule: messenger RNA, 1764 nt
Organism: Recurvomyces mirabilis
Lineage: Eukaryota; Fungi; Ascomycota; Dothideomycetes; Mycosphaerellales; Teratosphaeriaceae
Exons: 3
Coding region: 1-1764 (587 amino acids)
Biological process (GO): secondary metabolic process
Molecular function (GO): CoA-ligase activity
Source: RefSeq, a predicted model, not a curated record